Saimiri boliviensis boliviensis (Bolivian squirrel monkey) is the source of this 1242-nucleotide messenger RNA. It is a transcript of the gene ANKRD16, whose product is annotated as ankyrin repeat domain 16. The record is from RefSeq and is a predicted model, not a curated record. NCBI's taxonomy places the organism in Eukaryota, Metazoa, Chordata, Mammalia, Primates, Cebidae. Gene Ontology annotation, molecular function: protein binding.
GAAGAGGCGGAGGGUCCCUCUCGCCUUCGGCUUCUCCCUGCCUGGCCGCCGGUGUCCCGCCCGCCGCCGCCCCGCACAGCCUGGCCCGACCCACGGCGAUGGCGCAGCCGCGGGACCCGCGGCGCCUCUUUAGACUUGUGCAGGAGGGCCGGCUACGCGCCCUGCAGGAGGAGCCGCCGGCGGCUGGCUGCCCGGGGCCGGCCGGGGAUACCCUCCUGCACUGCGCCGCGCGCCACGGGCGUCGGGACGUGCUGGCCUAUCUGGCCGAGGCCUGGGGCAUGGACAUCGAGGCCGCCAACCGAGACUACAAGCGGCCCCUGCACGAGGCGGCCUCCACGGGGCACCGGAACUGCGUGCGCUACCUGCUGGGCCGGGGGGCAGCGGUCGACUCCCUGAAGAAGGCCGACUGGACUCCUCUGAUGAUGGCCUGCACAAGGAAGAACCUGGGGGUGAUCCAGGACCUGGUGGAACAUGGCGCCAAUCCACUCCUGAAGAACAAAGAUGGCUGGAACACUUUCCACAUUGCCAGUCGAGAAGGCGACCCUCUGAUCCUCCAGUACCUGCUCACUGUUUGCCCAGAUGCCUGGAAGACAGAGAGCAAAAUCAGAAGAACUCCUCUGCACACUGCAGCAAUGCAUGGCCAUUUAGAAGCAGUCAAGGUGCUUCUUAAGAGGUGCCAAUAUGAACCAGACUACAGAGACAACUGUGGCGUCACCCCUUUGAUGGACGCAAUCCAGUGUGGUCACAUCGACAUCGCUAGGCUGCUCCUCAGUGAACAUGGGGCUUGUCUUUCAGCAGAAGACAGCCUGGGUUCCCAGGCUCUGCACAGGGCAGCCGUCACAGGGCAGGACGAAGCCAUCCGAUUCUUGGUCUCUGAACUUGGCGUCGAUGUAGAUGUGAGAGCCACAUCAACCCACCUCACAGCACUUCAUUAUGCAGCUAAGGAAGGACAUAUAAGUACAAUUCAGACUCUUUUAUCCUUGGGAGCUGACAUCAACUCUAAAGAUGAAAAAAAUCGAUCAGCCCUGCAUCUGGCCUGUGCAGGUCAGCACUUGGCCUGCGCCAAAUUUCUCCUGCAGUCAGGACUGAAGGAUUCUGAAGACAUCACGGGCACCCUGGCUCAGCAGCUCACAAAGAGAUCAGAUGUCCUUUGGGGCUCUGGCCACAGUUCAAUGACAUAAGGAUGUUUCCAAGAGGAGGCAAUAAAGCGCAUGAGUCUGGCUCUGUCACCCAGGCUGGAGU